This is a messenger RNA of Dentiscutata heterogama, 1164 nucleotides long. Lineage: Eukaryota; Fungi; Glomeromycota; Glomeromycetes; Diversisporales; Gigasporaceae. The record is from the annotation of a GenBank genome assembly.
CAAGAUAAUGAGAACCAAAACGAAGAUUAUGAUCUUGAUAAUGAAAUAGAAAACAAUACAUUGCUUGAUAAGCUUGAUAAAGGAAGUGAUAAAAUAUUACCAGAUGAGCCACAAUAUAACAGAAUUGAUACUAAAGGCCCUAACCGAUUACUUGCUCAACUUAAAGAUACUUGGGAAGUUGAUUGUAAUACCAUUGAGCAAUGGAAUGAAAAAUUAAAUGAGCUUGGCAUCUCAUAUGCUACUCUUCAACUUAUAUUUCAAUUUAAACUUCCUUCAAAUUUACAAACUGCUACUUCAAUCUUUUUUUCUGAACAAUCUAAUCAACUUGCAAUUGGGUUAUCAAAAAAAGUUAUUGAAAACAUUAAAAUAGAAUACAAUUUUGAUAAGCUAAAGAUAGUAAUUUUAAAACCUGACCCAGUACUGAAUUCUAAUAAUAAUGCAUAUAAGACAUGCAAUAUGUUUUUAAAUGAUAUAGCAAAUACAAGAGUUACUACAAUCGAUAUUGCAUGUGACAAAGCUAUAUUUCAAAGACUCAAAAAUUAUGAUAAUCAAAAUCUUAUCACUAAUAUCAUUCUCGGACAGUGGUAUACUUCAAAAGAUAUAUGUCAAGCCUUAAUUGCAGCCUUUUCUAGAUAUAGAAUUUUUAAUAUAGCAGCCCAUCUUGGUAUUCAAUAUUUAGAAAAUUUAGAAAAAAGAUUUGAUUAUCAUGUGACUUGUACUGUUCUUGAAUUAAUCUGGGCAGCUGUCAGAAUUGCAAUUCAUCGUUAUCUGCAAAAUACAAAAAAAACUAUUAAUGAUAUUGAAAAUAGUUCUAAUAAUAUUUUAAAAGUUUGGUUAAAUUAUUAUCAAUAUGCAGAAUUGGUUACUAUUUUUUUAGAAAAAUUGUAUAAAAACUCUCAACUUCAGAAAAUAUUAUAUCAAGUACCAUCUAUUAAUAUUACAUGUAAAGAAUAUUAUUUAGUAUAUGAUGAAGUAUUAGAAACAUAUAGUGUCAAGUUUGUUAAACAAGUAAUAACAGGAAGAUCUAGAAAUGAAAAAAACUUACAUCGACAAAUACAAGGAAGCCAAGAUGAAAUCGAUCGAUUAACAGUCUUUGAUAAAUUUAUUGAUCAAAUAAUAGAUAUUGAAAACCAUGCUACACCAAAUCAACAUAAACAAUUAUAG